AGCUACUGCGCCUGCGGGCGGCAGCGGCGAGGGCGGUUGUGCCCCUCACGCUGCUGCCGGCGGCGGCUGCACCAGCAGCAGCAGCAGAAGCCACGGCAGCGGCGGCGAUGGCGGUUGGGGGGCGGCUUGCGGCUUUGCCAGCGGAGCCUGCAGCGCCGCAGGGAGUAACGGCAGCGGCGGUGCAGCAGCAGCAGCUGAUGUUGCCGGGGGUGGUGCUGGUGCUGGUGGUGGUGAAGCCAACCGCGAUUGCGCUACCGCUACCGCUGCUGGUGCUACCGCUGCUGCUGCUGGUGGUGGCGGCACUGGUGGCGUGGCAUGCAUACCGGAGGGGUCGGCGCGGACCCAGGCGCAUGAGGACGCGGAGGAGGCGGUGAAGUGCAUUCGGCACUUCCUGGACUCGCGGUUGGGGCUGAGCUUCUGGCGGGUGUUCCUGGAUGAGGGCAUGCGCGGCGCCGACGGCCGCCCCGACCUCCUGCGCCUCCGUGCGCUGCGGGACGGCCACUGCGACGGCUUCGGCCUGCUCAACAUCGUGCUGCACGAGGCGGUCACUCGCCUGCAGCGCUUCCGGCAGGCGGCGGAGGAGCGGAUGGAGAAGGCGCGGCGGGCUCGGGCGGCUGCGGCAGAGGCUGAAGAAGCCUUCAGGGCUGCAUCCGCAGCGGCCGCGGGGGCCGCCGGCAGCAGCGCUAUAGCCGCAAGAGCCGCGGCGGCGGUGCAGGCGGCGGAGGCAGCCGCAGCGAAAGAGGCGGUGGAGGCGGAG
Molecule: messenger RNA, 757 nt
Organism: Astrephomene gubernaculifera
Lineage: Eukaryota; Viridiplantae; Chlorophyta; Chlorophyceae; Chlamydomonadales; Astrephomenaceae
Source: the annotation of a GenBank genome assembly